Acanthoscelides obtectus is the source of this 693-nucleotide messenger RNA. The record is from the annotation of a GenBank genome assembly. NCBI's taxonomy places the organism in Eukaryota, Metazoa, Arthropoda, Insecta, Coleoptera, Chrysomelidae.
AUGGGAGUAGUCAAUGCCUGGAGGCUUUAUCAGCAGGCAAAUGAUGAGCCUAUGGCACUUUUGGACUUUCAGAGGAACAUAGUACGUCACUAUCUGGCUUGUCACGCAAAGGCAAAAUUUUAUAUAAGACCAUGCCAGCCUGCUCAGUUACCAGAAAUUUUAAUGAUUGAAGCUACGGAACUGGCUAACAAAUGGAAUAUUCAACAGGAAUUCAGGCAAAAACGUCAACCUAAAGUUGAAAAACGCUUUGACGAACUCUUAAAGGAGCUGAAACAGGAAUAUGAAGCCAGACUAAAGAAAAUAGUUAAAACCGGACUGAACGCUAUAAACAUCGCUAGAGCUGUCAAUUCAUUUGCUAUACCUAUACUCACAUACUCUUUCGGAUUAGUUAAGUGGAGUGACACCGAAUUACAACAAUUAGAUAGAAAGACAAGAACAACUAUAACUAAGAAUAUAUUAAAUCAUCCGAAAUCGGCCGGGCAAAGAGUGAACCUACCACGACACUUAGGAGGCAGAGGAUUCAUCAAUAUUCGACAAAUGCAUAACAAGCAAAUGAGUAAGAUGAAAGCAUACUUUGCACAUUUUCGUAUAGCCACUAGCAAUACGGACUGGUCAGGGAUUUCUUCGGCGAUUAGAGUUGAAAACACAACGAUUGAAUUUGCUUCUAGAAGAGUAGCUGCAUUUGUACUAUAG